UAAUAAAUACCGGAAGACGCCCGGCGCUCCCGCUAGGAGCGGCAGCCACCCUGGGGGCGGGGGGGGCAUUUUGCAGGACGGGGUAAGACCCGGGCCGGCUGGCCCGUACCCCCCCGCCCCAGGCAGCCCAGCUGCAUCGCGGCAAGUGCGGGAGAAGAAGCGGGGCCGCCCCGGGAAGGCACCUUCCUUCUGCAGGGGGGCGAGGAAGGGCAGAGCCACCCACCCCGCGGAGGCCCCGCGGGAGCGGAGGGGGGCAGCUGGGUGGGACAGGGGACCCCCGACCCGCGGCUUGCCCUGGGGGCAGCCGAUUUCAUGCCUCUCCGGCGGUGGGUCACAGGCUGGGCCCUCGCCGGAGCAGAGGUGGGGGUCAGGGCUCUGUAACUCUACUCGCCCCGGUUCAUCCUCCUGCCCGUCUCGGCGGAGCCGGUGCCGUCAGGAAGGGGCUUUCCCCGAGCGUCCGAGCUGAGUCCCGCUGCCGGGACCCCCGGGGCCAGACCUGCCGCAGCCCGGGGGCGCUGAGAGCCGGCACCCCCGGGCAGGGCGGUGGCUGGGAAUGCUGUCGGUCCCGCAUCUCCGCGGGGACAGGGGGAAUCAUUUUUGAGACACAUCAAGCCCAGACACCGUCUCUUGUUAAAUAUGGUCCACCACCCCCAUCGCCACCCCCGCCCCGACGUGCGCCUGCAGGCUGCGCCCCCCUGCCCCGCGCUGCGCGGCCGAGGGCAGAGCCGGCUCCGGGGGGGGAGCAGGGUCCCCCCGGCCCGGCGGGACCCCCGGGCAGCGCAUAACGUGCACGGUGGCAUCGCAAGACGGAUCGCAUUUGCACGGCCAGCGGGAAGUAUCCGAGAAGCCACACCUUUACCUCCUUUGGAAAGCACCGUGCGGACAGACAAGCUGCAACCCCCCGAAACCCCGCAGCGGCUCCAGCCCCCUCCCCGAGCCCGCUCCCAUCCCCGCCGGAGCCGGCGGCACCUUUCCCCGUGGGAGGUAAAUGGUGCCAAAGCUCCGAGGGAGAAGGCAGGGCAGACCUUCGAAACACUCCACGCCUCACAGUGCCUGGAAGGUAUUUCGGUUUUUAAACAGUUGUCUUGACCAUCGCUCCACACCGGUGCGUCCUGGCGACUGGACCUGCGUGUCAAACCGUUGUUGCACUUACUAAACGUGAAACUCUCUUCGGUCGUUUAAUUUUCCCGUCCCUAAAACAACCGUAUUGCUUCUGCCCUGUGCGCGCUCCCCUUGGAAACAUAACGAACAAGCACUUCUGUAAUUAACUGGCCGCGUUAAAAAGCUUUUACUCGAGCGCGGAGAAGCGGUGGGCGCUGGAGCCAGCGUUAAUAGCGGGGGGUGCUGCAACGCCCGGGUGCUGGGAGAGGGGCGCUGGGAAGGGCGACGACAGCCCAGAUGGCGAGUACAGCACAGGUACCGGCAGAAAAAGUGACAGGCAGGGUAAAAUUAAAACUUUUCAUUUAUCUGACCAGCUUCCAACUUUCGCUUCAGUCGCGGGGUAGAGGGGAAAACCCACUUCCAGCGCCCGAGGUGCAAAAGCCAGCUUCAUUGCCAGAUUCCAGGCACGGAGCCCAGGACAGGAGGGGAAAAUCCGCGGUGGCAUUUGCUAUCCAAGCCCCCAUGCCCAGGUCACCCCGUCCCGGUCACCGGCGGAGGCGGAAAGCGGCGACCGAGCUAUGCCCCGGGCGGCCCCCCGUGCUGCCCGAAAAGGGGGGAUGUGGGGGGUGUACCAAAACCGAAACAACACGGGACAGUCUUAUUCCGGGCUUUGCAUAAAUUGUCCUGAAAUAAAGGGAAGACACUUCGGCGCUUUCGAGCUGCUGCAUUCGAGUGCUGUGCCCUGGCACCAGCCUGCCCGGCUGCGGCGGCGCCGCCAGCCGCUCUGUCGGGGGGCAAGGGCUCGGUGGUCCCCGAAGGGCCCGGCAGGGACGAGCCGGGACCCCCCUGCGGCGGGCAGAAGUCCCGGAGGCCGAGCAGCGGGGAUGGCACCGGAGAGGCCGCCCAGCACCUGCCCCGCCGCCGAAGAGCGGGGCCGUCCCGGAGGAGCCCCCCCGGCCCAGGGCGCAGCAGCCGCGACCACGGGGCAGAGGCGAGGCCCCUCGCCAAGUCCGAGGUGUCGAAAGCUCUGGAGGAAGAGAGGAUGUGCUCGCCGGGAGCUAAUUGCGAGCUUGGGUGUUUCGGGUUUUUUUUUGUUUGUUUGUUUGUUUUCAGCAAGAAAAGUUAAAAAAAACCCCACCCACCUCCAAAUAUACCCCAAAAAAAGAAGAAAACUAAACCCAAACGAACCGCAUUUAGCAAUCCCGAGGAGAAGCAACGAGCGGGUGUGGGAGACAACUCUCGUCCGCCAGGGGCUUUUCUGGGUGCGGGGGCCCGGCUCGGUUCCGAAGGGGCAGCGAGAGCGACCUGCAGCUGGCGGGAGGGGUCGGGGCACCCCCUGCCUUCCCCUCACGGCCAGGAAGACAGCACCGGCUUUGCUCACCCCGUCUCCCCCACGUACACCCACGGGGCCUGGGUGUAGGAUGGGUGGGCUGGAGAGGGUGUUUUGGGGCGCUCCUCCGGGGUCCUGUCUCCCUUUACUCCUUUUUGGGUGAUAUUUAAACGCGAUUCUAAUGUCGCACCCACUAGCCUGCAAUCAAGAGCGACCACACAGAGGGUAAAAGCGGUGUAGGAGAGCUUGGAGUGCGGGGGGUGCCUCCCCUCCAGCCCUGCAAGCCGGGUCCGGAGCAGGGUGAACCGAUCGCCUUUGUCCCCUCUGCUCGCCUGCCCUCGGCAGAGACGCCGUUUGCAGUCGGAGCCUGGCUUCAGCGGGCUGCUGGAGAGCAUCGGGCAAGGGAGAAGGCCGAGAGGGGUGGGGGGGUGGUUGGGAAAUGGGUGCUGAGCCCCGACCCGGAAAGUCCGUGAGCUGCUGUAUGUCAGUAACUUACUCAUCAAUCAGCCGGACACAGAGCAGACCUGGCCUCUCUUUGCGGAGUGUUUGCUUUUUCACCAAUUAUUGCGGCCCUGCAGCUCUUUUUGUUGAUACAGUAGUUCUAAAAAGUGCUAAUGUUCAUUUAUCAGGGGGCCGAGCCCGGGACUCCCACUAGUUGUGAUCCUUCCAAAAAUAUAAACACGAAGAGAAGGGCUAGGGCUAAAGCCCCCAUUUGUUUCUAAACCGCAGUAUUAAAAGUGAUGCAUUGUUGAAGAUAAAGCGGAGAUAACGCUGUCUGUCUCCAAUGAAUGUCUCCCCGACGCAUUAAUGACAUUCCAAAUGAUAGCUCCGGCUUAUCGUUCAAUUAAUCACUUCCACCCUCUGCAGCCGGGCCCACAUCGAUCGGGAGCCGCCGUGUGACUGGGGGUCUGGAGGAAACCCGUCAGUCCUCGCUUCACAGCGGUUCGCGGGGCGGCAGCUCUCCCGGCCGCGGGGCCGCCGUCGGGGAUGCUCUGCGGGCCCUUUCCCCGCCGGGUUCAGCGGGCAGAGGGGCACCGCCGGGCGGCCGCUGCCCUGCGAGCUCCCCUGGGCUGGGGAGGGCGUUUGGGCCCAGGGUGGAGGAAGGGAGCACCACCGGAGCCCGUUUCUCCCGUCCCGAGGGAGGUGGAUGGUACCAAGGCAGGCGAACCUGCGGCCGCGGGUUUGGAUUUGCCGGGGGUGUGUGAGAUCGGGAUCACUCCGUUAUUGUAGUGUUGAUCCAACUUAUCCCGAUUAGCUUGUAAUAAAACGGAGGCAACCAAGGUUAGAAAGACCACCGGGCGCUGCAUAGGGCAGAUAACCCGGCAAAGUCCCGCCGUAGGCCCCUCUCCCGAGCCGGGCUGCCGAGGCUGCCUCCACCUUCCUCGGGCACUUCAUCCCUUCCCCUGCAACCGGGAAAAAGCCCCUCCGA
Falco peregrinus (peregrine falcon) is the source of this 3860-nucleotide messenger RNA. RefSeq lists its product as uncharacterized. The record is from RefSeq and is a predicted model, not a curated record. The coding region runs from base 1680 to 2594 and encodes 304 amino acids. Lineage: Eukaryota; Metazoa; Chordata; Aves; Falconiformes; Falconidae. The transcript is spliced from 2 exons.